Messenger RNA from Lotus japonicus, 1265 nucleotides. Its product is annotated as dof zinc finger protein DOF2.5-like. Gene Ontology annotation, biological process: regulation of DNA-templated transcription. Bases 259 to 1077 code for a protein of 272 amino acids. Gene Ontology annotation, molecular function: DNA-binding transcription factor activity; DNA binding. The transcript is spliced from 2 exons. Lineage: Eukaryota; Viridiplantae; Streptophyta; Magnoliopsida; Fabales; Fabaceae. The record is from RefSeq and is a predicted model, not a curated record.
UCUCUCUCUCUCUCAAAAUUGUCACCCGUUGCUUUUCUCUUUCUUUUCUUUGAAUUCAUGCAGUGACCAAAGGUGGCUAUGGAUUUUUAUCAAGUCUUUCUUUGAUUCAUAGUCCUGAGUUAUUUAUUCUGGUUUUAGGGUAGGUUAAAAGCUGACACAAAUAUCAACUUUUACAACAUCAAAGAGUUGCUUUUAUCUUUGAUUUGAUUUUUCAGCUACGUAUAUCUUGGAGAUGAUGCACAUGGACCUGUGAGAGUGAUGGAGGGGAUAGAUCCCAAUUCAUGUGUAAAUAGGACAGUUAUGGAGAAGAAAACAAGGCCACAAGAGCAAAUUAACUGUCCAAGGUGCAAUUCAACCAACACCAAGUUCUGCUACUACAACAACUACAGCCUCACACAACCUAGAUACUUCUGCAAGACAUGUAGAAGGUACUGGACAGAAGGUGGGUCUCUCAGAAAUGUCCCAGUAGGAGGUGGUUCCAGAAAGAACAAGAAGGUUCUCACCUCAUCUGCGGCGGCAGCGGCAGCAGCAGCAGCUUCAUCAAAGGCUAUUCCAGACCUAAACCCACAACCAACAACCCUCUCAUCAUCAGUUUCUAAUUCCCAAAACCCUAAAAUGCAUGGAGGCCAAGAUCUUAACCUUGCUUUCCCACCUAUGGAAAACUAUCAUCAUCAUCAUGGUAUGGUUCCAUAUGUUGAGAUGCACAAUGGUGGUGAUCACUCUUCUUCUUCUGCUCCAACUAAUUCUCUUUCAGCUUUGGAGCUACUAAGGUAUAGCAUGGCAUCAAGGGGCAUGAACCCUUAUGCUCCUAAUAACUCUUUAAUGCCAAACACAAAUUCCCUAUACCCUUCUGGAUUUCCCAUGCAAGAAGUUAAGCCAAGCCUAGGCUUUUCAGUUGAUGGGAUUGGGAACAGGUCAUAUGAACAUCAGGUCCAAGAGAGUGGUGGUGGUGGCAGGCUUUUGUUCCCUUUUGGAGAUCAUGUGAAGCAGCUUUCUGCUGAACAAGUGGAACAGAAUAAAGAACAAGGGAAUUCAACUGGAUAUUGGACUGGAAUGAUGGGUGAAGGCUCAUGGUAAGAAGAGAAGAAAAAAGGAGAAGGAAAGUGAGAAAAUGGAUUCAUCUUCUUUAUAUUUUUUUUUUCUUUUUUACAUGGAUCAUUUAUCUCAAGUUGUUCAGUACUAACAAUAGGAUACACAUUGUAAGGCCCAAGUUUUAAAGCUUUGGAUAAGUGAAUAAAAUAAAAGAGUUAUUUGAUUAAGAUAAA